GUCACAACAAUGGCCCUACUAUCGAAACAGCUGCCUCGGGGGCGAUGGGCCUCGGUUCUCCGCAUUGGCAACCAUCUUCCUGCCUUACCGAACCAUAGGCCAAUAGCCGCUGCCCCCAAACAACGGGAACGAGCGCAAAAGGAAGCACUAUUAUUAAUACGUCACUCCAGUUCCGGUUCAUCCAAGUCAUCUACAAACUACAACAGCACAGCCAGCGAAUCAAGCUCCACAAUGGAAGAAGGAAGGCUCCAUUCUCUGACGUUCCGCGACCGGCUGGCGACAGAGUACCGCUGGACGGUCGCCCCGCUCAUCGUGGGCGCGCCGAUGCGGGUCAUGUCGGGUCCCGAGCUGGCCGUGGCCGUGUCCCGCGCCGGCGGGCUCGGCUUUAUCGGGCCGGGCCUGAAACCGGAGAGCACGGCGGCCGACCUGGAGACGGCCAAGGGGCUGCUGCUCGCCUCUUCUUCUUCUUCUUCUUCUUCUUCUUCUUCUCCUCCUCCUCUUGCUUCUGAUUCCUCUGAUUCUUUCUCCUACGGCAUCCCGCAGCGCGACGGCGUGCUCCCUGUAGGAGUCGGGUUCCAGCUCUGGAACGGCGACGUUGACGUGGCCGCGGCGGCGGUCGCGCGGUACCGCCCGGCGGCGGCGUGGCUCUUUGCGCCGCGGCACGGCCAGCCCGACGUGGACGCGUGGACGCGGCGGCUGCGCGAGGCGUCGCCCGAGACCCGCGUCUGGCUGCAGGUCGGCACGCUGCGGGAGGCGCUCGACGCGGCGCGGAGCGCGUCCCCGCCGGACGUCCUGGUCGUCCAGGGCGCCGAGGCGGGCGGGCACGGCCGGGCGUCGGACGGCACCGGGUUCGUCACGCUCCUGCCCGAGAUCGCGGACGCGACGCGGGACUCGGGCAUCCCGCUGAUCGCGGCGGGCGGCGUGGCCGACGGGCGCGGGGUGGCGGCCGCGCUGGCGGUCGGCGCGGCGGGCGUGGCCAUGGGCACGCGGUUCCUGGCCUCGCACGAGGCGCGCAUCAGCAAGGGCUACCAGGACGAGGUGGUCCGGGCGGCCGACGGCGGCGCCAACACGGUCCGGACGCACCUGUACAACCACCUCCGGGGCACGUUCGGCUGGCCGGAGCAGUUCAGCCCGCGCACCAUCAUCAACCGGAGCUGGGCCGAGCAUCAGGCCGGCACCCCGUUCCAAGAGAUCAAGAAACGCCACGACGAGGCCGUCAGUAAGGGAGAUGCCGCGUGGGGGCCCGACGGGUGGACCGCGACCUACGCCGGUGCCAAUAUCGGCUUGAUCAGGAGCGUAGCCGCCGCCGGCGACAUCGUACGAGAGGUCAGAAGUGAAGCGGUGAGGAUCAUUCAGACAUUGAGCGGCCUGUAAACGCUAGCUAGCACUAAAUCAUACACACGGAGAAACCUCGU
Thermothelomyces thermophilus ATCC 42464 is the source of this 1415-nucleotide messenger RNA. RefSeq lists its product as uncharacterized. Gene Ontology annotation, molecular function: nitronate monooxygenase activity. NCBI's taxonomy places the organism in Eukaryota, Fungi, Ascomycota, Sordariomycetes, Sordariales, Chaetomiaceae. The record is from RefSeq and is a predicted model, not a curated record. The coding region runs from base 232 to 1374 and encodes 380 amino acids. The transcript has a single exon.